This is a messenger RNA of Tachysurus vachellii, 3951 nucleotides long. RefSeq names its product zinc finger and SCAN domain-containing protein 21-like. The transcript has 3 exons. Gene Ontology annotation, molecular function: DNA-binding transcription factor activity; RNA polymerase II cis-regulatory region sequence-specific DNA binding. The record is from RefSeq and is a predicted model, not a curated record. Gene Ontology annotation, biological process: regulation of transcription by RNA polymerase II. NCBI's taxonomy places the organism in Eukaryota, Metazoa, Chordata, Actinopteri, Siluriformes, Bagridae. Bases 184 to 2157 code for a protein of 657 amino acids.
CAGUCGGUUUUUAUCUAUACAGAUCUGGCAACCACGAGAUAGUGUGUCUUCUUCCGUUGUGUGGUUUGUCUUGGCUUAAAACAACGCAAUCCUUGUGUUUUGGUAAAUUCAGCAGGAAUAAAACAUCAGCCUUCUUAUUCCUGCUGAGCUGAAAAGGUGAAACGGGGCCGGAAACUUCUGUACAUGAUGGACAACAUGUCCAGCGGUGUCGCUCUUCAAAAGCAAAUAGCAUCGAUCAUGGACGAGCUCGCCAAAGCCGCGGUGGCUGAAAUCAGCAAAGUGGUGGACGAUGGCGUCGUUAUGUUGCGGCUGGAGAUCUGCGAGCGCGAGCACGAGAUCGACUCGUUAAAGCGGAAUCUGCAGAUGGUGUCCGAGGAGCUGCGCGAGACCCGGCGCGCGCUCGUCCGGCAGUGCGCGAGCUCCGCGCGCCCCAGACAGACGCUCAAAGGUGCCAAAGAAAAUGAUCAAAGAGACAAAGGAAGAGAUCCAGGAACGGAGGACUCAGACAAGCCUAGCGAUGACGCUUCGGCAUCCAGAGUGGUUGUAAAGCUUGAAAGGAUGGAUGACGAGCAGGUGGUAGAAGAUGGAAACCACGCCACCAGAACCGAGCCUGAACUACACUCUGGUUCUGCUGAUGAUGACCAACUGGCCCAGGUAUGGUCAUCAGAGAACAACAACACUGAGACGCACGACCGGCAUUUCUAUUCCAGACAGGAUCGGUCUCAACGCAAGACGGAACAUUGUUCAGAGGGAGAGCAGACUAACGACUCCCUUUUGGGCAGAGCAGAAAUGCAGGGCCUGAGUGGAGAAGAGGAACUGUCAGUGGAUAGCCUGCAUGCAGCUACAGAUGAGCUGCUGAGAGCGCAGCCACGCUCUCACACACACAACUCUCUCGUGCACCCACCUCCCGAUUGUCAGGGUGAUUUCGGUGCAUUUGCACUGAGCGUAGCUUCCAGAGGGAGGCAGAUGGUUGGGACGGCUUUGCAGAAGAGACGAUUCGCCUGCGCCUUUUGUAGCAAGAGCUUUGAUCGACUCAGUCAUCUUGACAGACAUCAGCGCAUACACACAGGAGAAAAACCCUUCAGCUGCAUGUUAUGUGGUCGAUGCUUCACCCAGAAAAGCAGCUUAAAAAGCCACCUGAAGACUCACAGAGGAUUCACUGGAGACUUAGAUGCAGCAUCUUUGUUGCCAAGUGAAAACAAUCUCUUCAGCGAUGAGUGGAAUAUGGCGACUCACUGUGAAGAGCAGCUCGCGCACAACUUUGACCAAAACGCAGAAGAACUUGAUUCACACUCAACCUACCUGAGCCAAGAAGGUGUUCACUUCAUAAACGUAGAUGAAGAAAGCAUGCACCAAACAUAUAGAGAUCAGAUUAGAAACUUCUCUGCAGAAAAAAACAAGAAACCUGAUCUACCUGAGCCAGUUGAGAAGAAUAGACAGGAAGCGGAGGACGAUGAAGAUCCGGUGUUAUCUGAUUGUCGGCUGGACGAACCUCGGCACUCUGGGUCUGAGAGUAUCCUUGAUGAGGAAGAUGCUCAAGCACACUCGUUGAAUGCAGCAAGCUUUAGGAAAGAUUCGAUGGAAUCUGAAUGCAUUAGUACAACCGAGCAAACCUCAGCUCAAAACCAACAGCGUUUAGAAUCUACCUCGGCAGUCCUACUCAUGUGGGGGGCCUCUGAAGCCAAUAGUGUUCCUGCGGCGCAAAUCCAUGUCAAACAGGAGGAAGAGGAUGAGUCCCGAUCGGAUCACCAAGAGUCCAGUCUGAAUCUAGAGGAAUCAUAUGACCCAAACACAGCUUCACCUUUAGAUCAGAAUUCGACCUCUGAGUCUCUUAGGGCCACAGAGACUGCCGCGUUGCCUGAUUUUCCAUACGACACGUUACCUCAGAGGCAGCGGAUUUUAAACGGACGUGAGAGGCGCUUCCUGUGUGUUCUCUGUGGUAAGAGUUUUGACCGUCUGAGCCACCUGGACCGGCAUCAGCGCGUGCAUACUGGAGAGAAGCCCUACAGCUGUGGAACAUGUGGCAGGAGCUUCACACAGAAAAGCAGCCUCAAGGGUCACAUGCGAACACACACUGGUGAACACGGCUUCAGCUGCUCACAGUGUGGCAUGAGCUUCCCCACACGAGCGAGUCGCUACCGGCACCACUGUAAUUAACCAUGACCUGUGUUUUACACUUAAUCUCAAAGGUCCUGCUGUAUGAACUAAACAGUGCAGGCUUUGCCAGAAAAAAAACGUUUUUAGGUAGAUUCUUAUAACUCAUCAGCUUUAUACAUAUUUAUGUACUUUGAUAAAGCUGUGUUCCUCUGUCGUAGACCACGUAUGCUGUACAACAAAUUACAUUUCUAAUAUUAAUUGUGUGCAAAUCAUCGACCCAUUCAAGGGUUAGACAAAAUAAUUCUAUUUUUUUGAGAAAUAGAGCUAUAUCAAAAACCAAUUUUAACGUUUACAACAAUUUUAACAGACACAUUUUAACAAUGACUUUACCUAAAAGACCGAUUUUACAAAGACUCUGUGUUUACUGUCAAUGUGAAUGGCUAGUGACAUGAUCAGCUGCUGUCUGAUGCCAAAUAUAUCCCUGAAGUUGUUCCAGCGAUGUAAAAAUCAUGAUUACAGACAACGGCAUCCGACUGCAAAACGUAUCAUUAUGAACAAACAUGUCACAAACUUGCCUUAACCAAGCAUUUAUAAGCUCAACGUGCCCUGACUAGCCCUGGAGAAACACUUUUCUCGGUUUAGUCUUGGCAUAAAAAUCAAGAACUACACUCAGUCAGAUAAAGAUAAGGGGAUGCAGUGGGAUUUUGCUGUGUAAGCUGUAUCAAAUUCAAUAUCCGUUCAUCACUCCAGAAGCCAAGGUGGAGGUCGGUGCUUUCAAAAAUCUCAGUAAGUUAAAGCAGUGGUGUUUUAUUCCCCAGUUAAAACUGGGAUGACGUGAAACAUCCAUUGGCUUUGAUCUUGGUAUAUUAUUUCAUGUGCUUUGUCUUUAUAAGAAUCAUAAUAAUUAUGAACAUGUAACUGUAUUUAUCAUUAGAUUGGGCUGCAGAAUGUGUACUGUCCCUUUUCGUUAAACGUUCUGUCAGGUCGUAGCAGCCAAACCUGUUUAACGCCUUCAGAUUUGGGUUACACAAUUAAGUGUAGAGAUGCGAUUUUGUCUAUUAGGAAUAGAAUUUAUAGCUAAUUGUCAGGACUGGGAAGGAGUGCAGUAUGUCCUUUUUUUGGUACUGCAAUCACAUUUUGUGUAUUUUUUCAUCACUGGAAAGCUGCAAACAUGCGAUGAGCCAUCAACAGGACAGGGCAUUGUUGUAACUGUUUCUCUGCAGACUCGAUUAAAUCAUGAAUUGCUAAUGUAUUAAUUUUUGAUUCACUUUGCUUGGGAAAUGACAUGUUCGGGUAUCAGAUCAAUGUCUGUGAGAAGAGAUACAGAAUCUUGGUAACCAAGAAGCUACUACUUUCUCUCAAUUUCGACACGUCAGUUUCUCAAGCGUUGGCUGGCUAUCUCUUAUCUUACAACAUCCACAAAUACAAGGUUACCACACACUUCCCUUGAGUUAUAUAAAGCCACUAUAUCUGUUAAAAUUGCUGCUGAUGCAUAAAACAGGGCAGCUAUGUUAAAUAACUGCCACUCCACACCAGCUAGCAUACUGCUGUGAUAAAGGGAAACGAGACAUUCCUCCCACCCCCUUGGCAGGACAAUUCUAUGACCUUUACUUUUUUAGGCUUGGCAUAAAUGUAUUGAUUAGAGAGUACAGUUUUUCCACUAGUUGUGACCUACAAAACCUCUACUUUCAUAUGAAGUGGCAAUUUAAAUGAGAAGGAGGAGGAACAACAGAUCUUUUCCUAUAGCUUUUCAGCAAACACAUGAGAUUAAAACCAAUUUCAUUGAUCUUUUGCAGACAGAAUUCCAGGAAUUUACAUUUAAUCCAGUGAAUAAAUCUAGCUCCUAAAAGAUAA